Anopheles coustani is the source of this 3044-nucleotide messenger RNA. RefSeq names its product E3 ubiquitin-protein ligase KCMF1 (gene Kcmf1). The record is from RefSeq and is a predicted model, not a curated record. Gene Ontology annotation, biological process: synaptic signaling. Gene Ontology annotation, cellular component: plasma membrane. Gene Ontology annotation, molecular function: zinc ion binding. Bases 923 to 2599 code for a protein of 558 amino acids. The transcript has 5 exons. NCBI's taxonomy places the organism in Eukaryota, Metazoa, Arthropoda, Insecta, Diptera, Culicidae.
AGUCAUCGGGUCGAAGGAAUGGUUUUCGCUAGUGUGUAACAUUUUCAUUUGCAUUCCCGAUUCCUGCCCACAGACUGCGAAAUAGUGAGCGCGAAAUCAAAUUUCAGAGAAUUAUCUGUGUCCAGAAUCGUGGGCCGUAAAAGGCAUGCGAAAUACCGUCCUCCCGAUAGUGAAAAAGUGAAGAAAAAAAAGCAAAUACCACUGUGCCCCUUUCCAAUUCAAUUCACGAUACGAAAAGGGGAGAACCCCAAAAACGAAUGUAAAGGGCAGGUAUACUAUGUUGUUGCAGUGCUACUGGAAAACGGUGGAAAACGAUCGAGCUCCGACACCAAAUCAACAACGCCUGUGCAUUAAAUUUCUCGCCUAGCGAUUAUGUGAAUAUCAAAGUACCCCUCUGGCCCGUUACGUGUGUAUGUUUGUAGUGCGUACCGUGCGUGCGUUUGUCGUGUGCAGCUCGUAGUGGAGCGUAGCAAAUCGACAAAUAUCUGUAAUUUUUUCCUACCGAAAAAUUGUGUCAACCUGAUCGCGGGCCUGUGUAGAAACCGUCGUACCAAAUUGCGAGGAGGCUCUUCUGCUGACAAACAAUUGCACAAGAAACGGAAAGCAUUCCGAUUUUGUCAACUAGCAGCAACAGCAGCAAUAACAGGAGCAGCAGCAGCAGCGAUCGAUCGAUCAUAUUGUUUCCGUUUUUGCCACCAGACAGCAUAAUCGGUGCAAAACACUAGUGUGCAUGUUUGCGGUGAUCAGAGCGAAUUUGUAAGAGGAAAAACAAUCGUGUAAUCGAAUAGCGCUGACUGGUGGUUUUGCGAAUAGUGGGAAUCGUUUAGUGGUGUGUGCGCAAGGGUACAUUGAUUCCUUUCACUGUGCGUGCGGUGCCGUGUGUGUUUUGCCAGUGCUUGGUACGGCCUCCAAGUGAAAAAUAAUGAGUCGCCAUGAAGGGGUCAGCUGUGAUUCGUGCUUGAAAAGUAACUUUCGUGGAAGAAGGUACAAAUGUCUGAUUUGCUACGAUUAUGAUCUGUGCGCGAACUGCUAUGAGGAAGGAGCGACCACAACCCGCCACUCCGCCGAUCAUCCCAUGCAGUGCAUACUAACGCAGUCGGACUUCGAGCUGUACUAUGGUGGCGAGGUGCUACCUCCGGAUCAGCCACAAUCAUUCACGUGUCCCUACUGCAAGCGGAUGGGGCUGAGCGAUGCGGCCCUGCUGGAGCACGUCGGCGCGGAACACACCGAUACCGGGCUGGAGGUGGUCUGCCCGGUCUGUGCGGCCCUGCCCGGUGGAGAGCCGAACUUUGUGACCGACGACUUCGCUCGCCAUCUCAGCCUGGAACACCGCAGCGGCUCUCGUGAUCUCAUCUCAUUUCUGGAUGAGCCGUCAGCGAUCCGCCAUGGAGGGGUCAGAAGGAUGCCACAUUCGGGCCGUGCUCUCGGCGGGCCCCGAUCGAGACGAUCCAACAUGCACUUCAGCUCGUCCGGCGGCGGACUGUCGACGCUGUCCCCAUCUGGACGCGAGUCGGUCGAUCCGAUCGCAGAACUAUUGCAGCAGUUGUCCAAUGUUCGCCGGGGUGGCGCACCCCAACCGUCGCAGUUGCAGCAGCUGCAAAUGCAAAUACAGCUCGAGCGACAGCAAGUCACUGCCGCCCGUCAACAGUUGGAGCGGCUACCAAGACGACAGCAGCAACCGAUCGUUUCCUCGUCCCCGAAUGCAACCGGUGUAAACAACAACAACAAUGCGGUUGGAACGACGCAGGCAAACCAGAACCACACAAUCAUCACGCUGAAUGCCGGCGGACGCGAUGCUCAGAUCGCUGCCUCCUCCUCGUUGCCAAUGGUGUCGACCGGGGUCGGUGUGUGCAACAUACUGGGAUCGGCGGUUGGUGCUGGUGGUAGCGGUGGGAUCGGUGGUUCCGGUUCCAACUCCCAACAGCAGUCCCAAUUUCUAAUGGCCCGAUUCAUGGUGCCCACCAUGGACGAGGCUGAGCAGGCGCAGCAGGAGCGAGCCAGAGCCGACAGAUCACAAUUCGUUCAAGCUUUAAUGUUAUCAACCAUCGCAAACAUUCAACCGUUUAACAAACCCACACACGACGAAGAGCUGUCUGAGGAGUUGAGUGCAUUGAAUCUAGGCGUUGGAAAUACUAGCAGUAGCGUUAACAGUAGUGUAAAAAGGCCGACCGCCUCUGCCGACGAUGGUGGUGAAGUGGGAGGAGAGCAGGAUGGCAGUGGCGGUGCUACGCAUAGUAACUAUGGUGGGGGUGGGAAGGAGGAUGAAAAUUGUGAUAGUUUGAAGCGGGGCGGUGCCGAUUCGGCCAACGGAGACGAGUCGCCGAACAUGCAUCCGACGGGGCAGGUCCCGUUGGUUCGUGGGCAGCAUGCCGCUUCCGGUAAAUCGAAAGGAAGCUCUGCCAAGGCUGUGGGUUUAGGAGCCGCCGUAGGUGGUGGUGGUGGAGGAGCUGUUGACCGCAGAUCAUCGCGCCAAACACCCCCGUCAUCCGGUGGUAAUGCUGCUGGUAAAUCCCGCGAACUGAAGCAAGCAAACUCUUCGUCGAACACUUCCACACCGGUGUCGUCGAGACAGCAGCACCACGUACCCGACUCCAGGUAGUGUUUGAUCGGUGAAAUGAUGGUAUAAAUUAUUUAGCAGCAUGAGCAGCAGCAGCAGCAAAAGUAACAAGAGUAAUAGUAGAGCAAACACAGGAGUGUAGCAACCACAACCACACGUAAUAUAUUUGUCUCUUAAUCCAUUGGAAUGUAAUGGUAAGAUCAGAUGAAUGCAGGCAACCCCGAAAACGGACGGAUAGAAGGAAAAUAAAUUAUGUACCGAUGCAGGGCAUGAGUGCGCAUAGAGGAAGUAUUUUUUCAAUCAUGUGUCCACGCCCAGCGCCAUCUAAGAAUGUGUAAACAAACCAACAUCAAAAAUGAAGAAUAACAAAACGUAACAUUAUUAUGUGUGAUCACCAAAAAAACAAAACAAAACCCUAUAGAUUGGUUUGGAGAAAGCAGAGUAGCCAGCACCGCAUAGAGCUAAGGGGGUAAAAACAAUAUUAAAA